Trichobilharzia szidati is the source of this 5499-nucleotide messenger RNA. NCBI's taxonomy places the organism in Eukaryota, Metazoa, Platyhelminthes, Trematoda, Strigeidida, Schistosomatidae. The record is from the annotation of a GenBank genome assembly.
AUUGAAUUUAUUGUGCGCGCCGAUCUAUCUAUCGGUCUAUCGAUCGCACGCCUUUAUAACUUGCAGUGUUCCUCUACAACUCUGUUGAGAUCCAUAUUCCUCUCACCAACGUGGUUGGAAAGGCGGAUAUUUUCCCCCUCCUCUUCUAUCUGGAAGCGAAAUUCUCUUACACAAUUUACGGAGAUUAAAUAACCCAGUUGAUGGUCGGGAGACUGCCAACACUGGCUGACAGAAAAAUGUGGAUCUAUGUAUAAUUUUUAUUUCAAUUUUAUAUUUUAAAAAAAAAAAAACUAAAACAAAAAUAUCAGAUAAUUUUCUAUAAUAUUCACAAUUACUAUUUCUACUACUACUAUUACUAGUAAAAUGUUCAGUUAUUUGUUUUCUAAACAUGCGCAAAUCCGAUAGACCAUCUGGUCUAACAUACCGUCGAGUACAAUCACUCGAAUCUGGUAUGGUAGCUAGAUACAGGCCUCUUAUAGCCAAUUUAAACAACAACAACAGCAACGAUACCACUAGCAACACUGCAACCACUAAUACCACGGCAACGGCAAAUAAAAAGCGAGUUUCUGAUACUGCAAACACUGCACGAGGAAAUUCUGCAACAAUUAAAGACAGACUAUUUUCACGUCAAGUUAAUCAACGUGGCAUAGAUCAACAAACACAACAACAACAACAAAAUUUGUCUGUAACAAAGAAGAGUGGGGCAUCAUCAUCAGUAAAUGUACACACGAAAUCUGGUUCCUUUGAGUGGAUAUCAUAUCUUAAAGAAGUUGACGCAGAUCCUGUUCAGUCUUCUGUAUUUUUCCAUGUUCCUUUUGAAGUCCAGAUUCCAUCACCAUCGAUUCUUCCAGCACAACAUGCAAUACCUGAUGGAAAUUUUGAACCUGGUCAGUAUUUAGAAGGUAUUGAUCCACACAAUGAAAGUUUGAUUUGUGUUCUAUGCGUUGCAGAAUUGGUAGGCAGACGUGUUAAACUACAUUUUGUUGGUUAUCCAGAGAAAUAUGAUUUUUGGACAACAGUCGACUCGCCUUUCUUAUUCCCUGUUGGUUGGUGUGCUCAUAACAGUCGUCAACUUCAACCGCCUAAGGAAUAUCUUGAUGCACCAUCAUAUCAUCCAUUCAAUUGGACAAGUUAUUUAGCUAAACAUGGAGGUAAACCAGUUCCUCGUCAUUUGUUCAGAGUAUCAUGGGAUUCACCUAUUGAUGCAUCACCGUCUCAUAUGUUUGCCGUUGGAUUGAAAUUGGAGGCCAUAGAUAAACGAAAUCCUGCCUUGGCUUGUGUAGCUACAAUCAAAGAUUGUAUCGGAGAUUAUGUCCUUAUACAUUUCGAUGGUUGGGAUUCAGGUUUCGAUCAAUGGGCUCAUGUAUCCUCUGAACUUUUACAUCCUGUUGGUUACUGUGAAAAUCAUGACCAAGUUUUAUCGAUACCCAGUGAUUGGAGUAAUCGUCGUAACGGGUUUAAUUGGAAGCUUUACUUAAAAGAGACAAAUUCAAAUCCUGUACCUAAAGAAGCAUUCGAUGAAGCUACAAAAUUUGCCAAAUCAUCUCAACACUUCCAGGUUAACCAACGUCUAGAAGCUGUGGACAAACGGUGUCCAUCACUAAUUCGUGUUGCCAAUGUUGUAGACAACACGCCACCAGGAUUUCUUACCCUUGGAUAUGACGGUUGGUCUGAUAAAUACAAUAUACGCGUAGAGGUGGGCUCUCUUGAUUUAUUCCCUGUUGGAUAUUGUCAUGCUUCAGGACAUCCUCUACAAGUUCCGCCAGGAUAUGAUUCUGAAUUAGACUUAAAUGGUAAUCUAAUGGACACCUAUUCUAAUUCUUCUACAAGUUCUAUCAUCAGUUGCAGUGGUGGUGGCACUGGCGGUGGUACUACAACUUCAACAGCAAAUCCAUAUGGUGGAUGUCCAACACCUGGAUGUAAAGGUUAUGGAAAUAUUAAAGGACCAAGAUAUGUAUCGCAUCAGCGUCUUUCAGGCUGUCCUUAUGCUGAUGGUAAUUUAAAAAAAGAUUCUAUUAAAGCACAUGAACGUUUAAAUUCAACAAAUAUCAUACUAACAUCAAAUUCAUCUAUUUCUAUGGAUUCAGAAACUAUUGAUUCUGAUAGUGCAACUACUACUACUAAUACUACUACUACUAUAACAACAACAUCAUCGUCAAUUUCUAUUAAUACAGUAUCAUUACAGGAUCCUAUCUCAGGUCAUCAACGUCUUUCACCUGAUUCUACAGUGAAAAGUGAAUUAUCUUCUUCUACUUCUUCGGCUUCUCCGUCUUCUGCUUCUUCUUCUUCGUCUUCAUCUUUAAAUCCCAUACCAACUAGUGUUACAUGUCCUUGUUCAGAGAUAAAAGUGUCAACUUCUAUGUGUUGUACUUCUGUAGCGACACUACAAUUAACUAAUUGUAACACUAAUAGUAAUACUACAACAUCAUCUGAUUGUUGUUUCUCAACUGUGAUGAAUAAUCCUCAUUUAACUAGUAGUUCUGUUGUACCUGCACAGACUACCAUUACAACCACUACUCCUACUACUACUACUACUAUGCCUCCUAUUAUCCUUCCAUCAAAUGAACUGCCUCAACCUCAAUCUAGUGCUUUACCUUUGAAUUUAACAGUGGAUAAACUUCCAGAUAUUUCGGAAUUAUCGAAUGCAUUGUCGUCUCCUACAGACACUGCUACCACUACUACUACUACUGUAGGUGUUAAUAAUAACUCUGCAUCUAAGUGUGAAAACUCAAAUCACUCAGCUGAAAUGUCAACAAAUCCUACGGUGUUAUCAAAUGAACAGCCUUCAACUAAUAUUAUUGCAUCUAUAACUACAAAGCCAGACAUGGAAAUGGUAAUUGAUUCAAUACAACCACAAAAAUUAAGCAAAAUGGAUACGAAUACUAGUCUAGAAAACAUAUCAUCAUCACCACCUGUGAAUCUUUUACCUCAGACUACAGAUCAGUCUGAUGAAUACAUGAAAAGUCUUGUCUCCCCUGUACCACCAAUUAAACGUAAACGUGGUCGACCAAGAAAGUAUGCAUCAUCUGGACAAGUCCAUCAUCCUUCUCUACAACAUUCACGUCAUAUGCAUCAUUUCACUUCUCUGGGAUCUACUGGACGAUAUUCCUAUGUGACCAGUCAGUAUUAUACGCGUUCUUCGUCGACAGUUCCUAUGUCAACAGUGUCACUUACGCCUGCAUUAUCUCUCUGUAGUAAUAUGAAUAUGACUGUCAAUUCUCAUCAAUCCAUAGUAGACUGUCAAAAUGUGAAUAGUCUACUCUCGCAUAACUUAGAAACUAAUAAUAACAAUAAUCAUAAUUCUAAAAACAUUGAUGUAUUUAGGUCGGCUACAUGCAGUUCAGAGCCAAGUCCAUCAGACAGUAUCUUAACCAAUGCAUGUGUAAGUUCCAGUAUGAAUUACAUGGAAGUAGAUCGACUGAAACCACCAGGUUAUGAGAUCAUUGGACAUUCUUCUUCUUCUAUAUUUCCUGUAAUGAAUGAUUCAACUGUCGGUUGUUCUCCUAACAGUGCAAAGUUAACUCAGGAAAUAACUCCUGUUGACCUGUGCUCGAAUCCUUCUCCGCAUCUGACAGUUAUAAACUCCUCACCAGGUAUGAAUUGUAAUCCUUCAAACAACAACAACAACAAUUUUCUUCCUUCACAGUCUAUGAUGAUGGAAACAUCAAAUCCUGCAUGGUAUCCUGAUGCUGCCAUCAACGAUAGAUCAUUUAUACCUCCAAUGUGUCAUAAUCCUCUUCUCUCUUCUCCCUUCUAUAUUGAUCCAAACAGAUCAGCGUGUUUCUUACCCAUUUUCGAAGCGUCUGCUUCAUCAUCAAAUUAUAUGAAUACUCCAGUGAAUAGUUUGAAUUCGCCGAGCGUGCGAGAUGUUGAUUUAAUAAUGGGUAGAUUGUUGCCACAGGCAGGAGCAGCGAUUCAUGCAGCUAAAGUUGCUGGUCUCUCUGGACCGCAUUCGUGGAAUCCGAAUGUUGUAGCUAGUUUCAUUGCUACACUGCCUGGAUGUAAACAGUUCGCGUGUAAAUUCAUUGAGAAUGAAAUUGAUGGAGCUGCCCUACUCUGUCUUGAACAACACGAUCUAAUGAAUGUACUUGGCAUGAAAUUAGGUCCUGCUGUCAAGGUUUACACUGCAAUUCAAACCCUACGUAAAAGUCUUCUAGCUACACCGAUAUCAGAACUUGGUGCAGAACACGCGAAUGCAAUCGCUGCAGUUGUAUCCUGUUUCACGAACAACAACAACACGAGCUUAUCUUCACCACAAAUUGGUUCUGGUGGUGCUGGUGCUGGUGUCAGUCUAUCGGUAAUCAGUGAUUCACAGUCCGUUGUAAACGGAUCUAGUGUAGAUACUUCAUUAUCUAAUACUUGAUAUAUUCUAUUUUCACUCACUAACUCGCUCACCCACUCACACAUUGUUCUGUUUCAAGAAAAUAAUAAUAACCCCGCCUGCUCGACAUUCCUUCAUUCCUGAAUGUGUAUAGAGUACACUGUCUCCUGCUGCUGCUACGGAAGUCUAGUUUGUCAAACAGAUAGACAGAUAAAUAGAAUCUAAAAUAAUAAAAAGCUAAGUGUUCCUCUUGUGUCAGUUUUUGGUGUAUUUUUCUGUGUUCUUACUCUGUGCUUUCUUCUGGCUUUUUUGUGUGUUUUACAUAUAUAUGUAUUUUAUAUAUAUUCAAUCUUGAGAAUACCUCUCAUCCAGUUGUGUAGGGAUAUUAGUGAUACAGAUUAUUAUUAUUAUUGUUAGUAGUAGUAGUAUUAGUGAUAGGUAGUCAGCGCAUGCCUUGGUUGUGUGAGUGAUGUGCGCCUUUGCUUUAGCUCCUUCCUCCUCUCCAUCUUCUUCACACGAAUCUAUUACCAAGAUGUAUGUCCUCUACUCUCUUUUUAGUUCAUAUUUAUGUAUUUACUUACUUAUUUAUGUAUUAUUAAUAUUACUAAUAAUAAUUGUAGUAGUCGCAUAUUAAUACACACAGUGUGCCUUGACGCUGAAAGACGAAUAGUAAUCACAAUGAUUAGAUUAACUUAUUUUAUUUGGACACAUGUCUGCCUACUCCAUUUUUAUUCCCUGUCGUUCUCGUUCACUCACUCACUCACUUAGUCAGUCAGUCGCUUUCUGUUCUACUUCGAUGAUGCAAUGCACAUCGAGAGAGAGAGUUGGCGAGAGAUAAACGCGGUGGAGGUGGUGAGAAAGUCCUUUUUGUUUCAAUCGGAUACCUGUUUUUCUUCGUUAACUUCGCUAAUUAUCACUGCACGCGGUUUCUGUAUGCUUGUUCUCCACUCUGGCAUUAUUAGUUUUUACCUCACAGUUUUUUCAUAGAAUUUUUAAAGGCAUCACUAAUAACAUGUAUGUGACUUUUUUUAAUCAAUUUUUAUCAAUAUUCCCCUCUUCUUAUUACAAGCAAUUAUUAUUGUUAUUAUGGAUGUCGAGCUCUGUGCACGGAUUUUUUAUCCUGUCCUCAUCGUUAUUAUUAUUAAUAUUAUUAUUAUUAUUACUAUUAUUAUUAUUAU